AUGGCGAGCUACAUCAUCUCCGUCGCCCUCAUUGCCUUGGCCUCCAUAACUGCCAUGGCUUCUGAUCCCGGCCAGCUCCAAGAUUUUUGUGUUGCCGAUGAGAAUUCGACAGCUUUGGUUAAUGGCCUCCCAUGUAAGGACUCGAAGAGGGUCACCGUUGAUGAUUUCUUCUUCAGUGGCCUUGACAAGGCUGGUAACACUUCGAAUGCGGUUGGUUCCAAGGUGACCCCUGUCAAUGUGGUUCAGAUUCCUGGGUUGAAUACAUACGGCAUCUCCUUAGUUCGCAUCGACUAUGCUCCCUUUGGACUCAAUCCACCACACACCCACCCGCGUGCCACUGAGGUCCUUGUGGUGUUGGAAGGCACCAUCCUUGUCGGCUUUGUAACCUCAAACCCUGAGAACAAGCACUACACCAAGGUUCUUAACAAGGGAGAUGUGUUUGUGUUCCCUCAAGGCCUCAUACACUAUCAAUACAACAACUGGACUGCCAGUGCCGUGGCCAUUGCUGGGCUCAGCAGCCAAAACCCUGGUGUAAUCACUGUUGCCAAUGCUGUCUUUGGAUCGACACCGCCAAUCCUUGAUGAUGUACUUGCAAAGGCCUUCCAAGUAAGCAAGGAGACAAUUGAUAAAAUUCAGGCCAAGUUCUGAGAACAUAUCAGAGAGUUUAACCAUGUUACAUGUUAAUUUCAAUGUUUGCAUACAUUCAUUAUUUCGAUCAGUUUGAUUAAGAAAGCAUGUAUUGCCGUGUGGGUUUGAAUGUAAGGAUGUACCUUUCGUUUUAAUUGAGGCAACCUCAAUUUGUUUUCAUGGAAUGGAACAAGGAACACAUACCUUUGUGA
Zingiber officinale is the source of this 839-nucleotide messenger RNA. Its product is annotated as putative germin-like protein 2-1. The transcript is spliced from 2 exons. Gene Ontology annotation, cellular component: cell wall. NCBI's taxonomy places the organism in Eukaryota, Viridiplantae, Streptophyta, Magnoliopsida, Zingiberales, Zingiberaceae. The record is from RefSeq and is a predicted model, not a curated record. Gene Ontology annotation, molecular function: manganese ion binding. Bases 1 to 648 code for a protein of 215 amino acids.